Trematosphaeria pertusa is the source of this 860-nucleotide messenger RNA. RefSeq lists its product as uncharacterized. Bases 160 to 654 code for a protein of 164 amino acids. The record is from RefSeq and is a predicted model, not a curated record. The transcript is spliced from 2 exons. NCBI's taxonomy places the organism in Eukaryota, Fungi, Ascomycota, Dothideomycetes, Pleosporales, Trematosphaeriaceae.
GAGCAAAGAGCGGGCUCCAACUGUUGUCGGCACCCGCUCUCAUCAGCCGAGCGAAACCUUCUCGCCGGUUCCUCCAGUCUCCACUCAGUUCAAACGACAGCUUCCGAAUGGCUCAUCAGGUAAACAAGUGCUGCAACCUCAUCUUGUUGAAUCUCGGAAAUGCUUUCUAGACCUUUGCGUCCCGCCACCGUUACACUACUCCGUAUGUACGUGUCUGCUGGCGGCGGUACCCGCAGAAUAUUCGUGCAAUUUCUUUGUGUCGACCACUCAGAGAGCGUCAGCGACGAAAUUCGUACAACCGAAGCCACUUCUCGAAGGGAAGCCCCUGCUGUCGGAGAAUUGCUGCCCAGGCCAGAUCGCCCACUAGAACAGCAAACCUCAACGCCCUUCCCUCGCGCAUUUCGAUCGAGCGACCUCCAGCAUAUACUUCAGUAUCUUCACCCAUCACCGUCAGCAUCACACCACGACCAGCAAGUAUCCUCAUCGGUAUAUCCAAGACUCUUAGCAUCGAGACAUAUACCUCGUCUCCACUUGCGAUCCCCGCAGCCCAAUGUAGGCAAAACGAAAGUUGACGAAAUCCUCAAUCUUGGUAGCCUGGCACACAUCCUUCUCCGCAUUUCUGCUGAACACAUCCUUCACCACUAUACGCGAUAAGAGGCCGUCCUAUACGUCUUGAGAUCCACGAUGAUCAUCAUCAUCACCAGACUCUUGUCGAUCAGUUGGCGGGGUGCGACGAUGAGAUUGCUGAUCCGGCUCAUCGCGUUUGGGCACGAACGUGCUUGAUUUUCCCGCUCCCAAAGAUCGUCCUCUUGCGACGGAUCCCGUCCAAAAGAUGCGCCUUGGUUGAUCUACUUCUUUUG